Molecule: messenger RNA, 2917 nt
Organism: Lycium barbarum (goji berry)
Lineage: Eukaryota; Viridiplantae; Streptophyta; Magnoliopsida; Solanales; Solanaceae
Product: E3 ubiquitin-protein ligase COP1-like
Exons: 13
Coding region: 360-2438 (692 amino acids)
Biological process (GO): proteasome-mediated ubiquitin-dependent protein catabolic process
Molecular function (GO): ubiquitin protein ligase activity; protein binding
Source: RefSeq, a predicted model, not a curated record
ACAAGUCUCCCCAGUUUUAAAAAACGCGGGUUCCCCGCCAACGUGGUCGGUUUAUACCCUCACAAAAAUACUCACACUCCUAACAGAAAACACACACACAGAGUAAUCAUCAUUUCUUCAUCUCUAAGAAUAUCUACCUACAUAUAUAUGCAGGAAGUUCUUACAAAAAAAAAAAAAAAAAAAAAAAAAAUCAUUUACCAGCUGCAACAAUUUUGUACCUUUCAGAUGUGCAAAAGUUUGGAAGUUUGUAUAUACUUUAAGUCCUGAGAUUAAAAUUUUACUUUAGGCCAUUAAUUUUAUUGAGACGCCCUUGUUUCUACAUAAUUGAAUUGAUCAGGCACUCGUACAACUGCGGAGGGAUGGGAGGAGGAGAGCGUAAUUCAAUGGGAGCUUUAGUGCCGACGGUUAAAUCGGAGCCGGUGAAUGCCGGAGAAACUUCAGCUCCGGCAGAAGCGGCUCCGGCGGCGGUGACGACGGCGGCGGUGGCGGUGACGGUUGUUAAGGAGGAAGUGACGGCGGAGAAGGAAGUGGAACUGGAAGUGGAUAAGGAUACGUUGUGUCCAAUAUGUAUGCAAAUUAUAAAGGAUGCAUUUCUAACAGCGUGUGGACAUAGUUUUUGUUAUAUGUGUAUUGUUACUCAUCUUCAGAACAAAAGUGAUUGUCCUUGUUGCUCUCAUUACUUGACUACUAAGCACCUUUAUCCUAAUUUUCUUCUCAAUAAGUUAUUGAUGAAGAGAUCUGCUCGCCAAAUCGCCAAAAGUGCUACACCUGUGGAACAACUUCGCCAGGCAAUACUGCAGGGAUGCGAGGUGUCCGUUAAAGAGCUGGAUAGUCUAUUAUCACUUCUUAUGGACAAGAAAAGAAAAAUGGAACAAGAAGAAGCUGAAACAAAUCUUCAGAUUUUGCUUGAGUUUCUCCAGUGUUUAAGGAAGCAAAAAGUUGAAGAGCUUAAUGAGAUCCAAAAUGAUCUCCAGUACAUUAAAGAAGACAUAAAUGCUGUGGAGAAGCGGAGAGUAGAGUUAUAUAGGGCAAGGGGUAGAUAUUCAGCAAAAAUGAGAAUGCUAGUCGAUGAUUCUUCUGCAAUGACAGCCAGGCCUUCAUUGAGAGAUAAGGGAAGUGGUGCAAUUGUUUCUAGUUCUCUCAAUUCACAAGAACAAGGUCGUGCUGGCACUCCACGGAGGAACACUGAUGCAAGAGCUCCCGGGAAUUCUCAACUUGUGCAAUGGAAGAAUGACCACCACGGUGGAUCAGAUUCACAGGAUCCUAAUCAACCUGGGAAGGCAAUAGCAAGGAAAAGACGCGUUCAUGCACAGUUCAAUGAGCUUCAAGACUGUUACCUACAAAAGAGGCGCUAUUCGGCAAGACAGUCACAGAAACAGGGAGAAAGGGUAGCAAAUCUCAUGAAUAGAGAAGGUUAUUCUGCGGGACUUGAGGAUUUUCAAUCUGUUCUAUCUACCUUUACGCGAUACAGUCGGCUGCGAGUUGUUGCUGAACUCAGGCAUGCUGACCUUUUCCACUCGGCCAAUAUUGUUUCAAGUAUUGAAUUUGACCGAGAUGAUGAAUUGUUUGCUACUGCUGGGGUAUCGCGAAGAAUUAAGGUCUUCGAGUUUUCAUCAGUGGUAAACGAAACAGCAGAAGCGCAAUGUCCUGUUGUUGAAAUGUCUACCCGAUCCAAACUAAGUUGUUUGAGUUGGAACAAGUACACUAAAAACCACUUAGCAAGCAGUGACUAUGAGGGUAUAGUAACGGUUUGGGAUGUUACGACUCGUCAGAGUGUGAUGGAAUACGAAGAGCAUGAAAAACGAGCAUGGAGUAUUGACUUUUGCCGUACUGAACCUUCUAUGCUUGUCUCUGGUAGUGAUGAUUGCAAGGUCAAAAUUUGGUGUACGAAGCAGGAAGCCAGCAUUCUUACCAUUGACAUGAAAGCUAACAUUUGCUCGGUGAUGUAUAAUCCAGGAUCCAGCGCUCAUGUAGCUGUGGGUUCUGCAGAUCAUCACAUUCACUAUUAUGACUUGAGAAAUAUUAGCCAGCCACUGCACAUUUUCAGUGGGCACCGUAAAGCUGUUUCAUAUGUAAAAUUUUUAUCCAACUACGAGCUAGCUUCUGCAUCAACUGAUAGUACAUUGCGUUUGUGGGAUGUCAAGGAGAACGUUCCUCUCCGUACUUUUAAAGGACAUACGAAUGAGAAGAACUUUGUAGGUCUUACAGUAAACAGCGAAUACCUUGCAUGUGGUAGCGAGACAAAUGAAGUGUUUGUCUAUCACAAGGCAAUUUCUAAGCCAGCAGCUCGGCACAGAUUUGUUUCUGACGAUCAGAACGAUCCAGAUGGGGACAUGAGAUCAUUUUUCAUCAGUGCUGUUUGUUGGAAACGUGACAGCCCAGCGAUUCUAACAGCAAACAGUCAAGGGACAAUAAAAGCACUCGUUCUCGCUGCUUGAUCGUAACAUUUGAAUGAUCAAACAAUUCAAAUGAUCGAUAACAUCUGAAUGAUCGUUAACAUUUGACUGACGAAGAGGCUUGUUGAAAAGGAAAAGAGGUACAAGUUCUCCACAACAAUUCUCCAUUGUACAUGAAUAACCAGAUUAUUAGGCUAACGUUGGUUUCCGAUUUUGGUGGUUCCUUACACCAAGUCUGUUUGAUGGGAAGGCAGAUGUAGCUUUUGAUGGGUGAUUACAUAGUAGUCGCAUAAUUCUUAUAGUUUAGUGUGUAUCUCUUCUUUUCUGGGGUUGAGUUUAAAGAAAGUCCAGGAUUCCGGAGUUGCAUUUAUAUAGUAUAUAGAAAUGAGGAUAGCAGAGUGAAAAUUGUAGUGAAAACAUGAAUUACCUGUUUCUGCAAGAACUAUUUUGCCAUCCGACUCUAGUAUGUAAACAUUAUUUUCACACUUUUAAUUCUUGUCAAUUACCCAAGGUCUUAAUUA